GUCGGUGUCGAACGGUACGCGCGCGUGGUUGCCCUCUACUGCCAACGUCGCGUAACUCACUUAAAAAAAUAAAUAAGAAAAUUCAAAAAAUAUUUUCCAUCUACUUAAACCGCAUUAUAAGAAAUAUUUACUAUAUAUAUAAUACCCAAAAAGAAAAAAAAAACAUAAAAUCUAGAAUGGGUUUCCUCGUGCGAUUUCUGGUUGUAACCUCAUCGCUCGGUCUGGCCGUGCUCAUACAAAACUAUCGUCUCCUGUCACGCUCAUUACCGGCGCCACAGUUAGACCUCAACGAAUACUGGGGUCCUGGCAGUGCUGAGAAUUAUGUCGAAGAUACCGCUGUGAAGCCAUUCAAUAUUAAAGUCAAUACAGAGCUAAUUAGUGACCUAAAAGCGCAAUUGUCGCGGCCACUAAAACUACACGAACCACUCGAAGGUGUUGCAUUCCAAUAUGGUUUCAACUCGAAGGAACUACAAAACAUAAUCAAAUAUUGGCGCGAUACAUAUCUACGGAAAUGGGAUGAGAAUGAAGCGUUUUUGAAUAAGUUUGCCCAUUUCGAAACACAAAUUCAAGGCUUACGCAUGCAUUUUAUUCAAGUCAAGCCGAAAAACGCCGAAGGUAAAAAAGUACUACCGUUAUUAUUACUUCAUGGUUGGCCUGGUUCUGUGCGCGAACUCUACGAUAUAAUACCUUUACUCACGACUGCCAAACCGGAAAGUGAAUAUGUUUUUGAAGUAAUUGCACCGAGUUUGCCUGGAUUUGGUUGGUCGCAGGGCGCCUCGAAGGUCGGCUUUGACACUGCACGCAUAGCUGUUGUACUAAACAAUCUUAUGCAACGCCUUGGUUACGAAAAAUAUAUAGUACACGGCGGCGAUUGGGGUGCAAGGAUUGGUUCCAAUAUGGCUGCACUCUUUCCGCAGCACAUUAUCGGUUAUCAUUCGAAUUUAUGUGUUGCUCUACAUCCUCUGGCGCUAUUCUCUAAAGCAGUGCGCGCUUGGUUACCGAAUUUUUCACUUAACUUAGAGCAGCGUACAUUCUUUCGAAAUUUCAGUGAAGAGAGCGCUUAUCUGCUUGAAGAAAGCGGUUAUCUGCAUUUACAAACGACCAAACCGGACACCAUAGGCACAGCGCUUACCGAUAAUCCAAUCGGCUUGGCUGCUUAUAUACUGGAGAAGUUCUCCACAUGGACAAAUCCGUCAUUUCGAAAACUACCCGACGGUGGUCUAACGAAACAUUUCACUCUAGACGCUCUAUUGGACAAUGUUAUGAUUUAUUAUAUAACAAAUUCAAUAACAACAUCACAACGUAUCUACGCAGAGGCUUUGUCUGAGACCCAGACACAUCUGGAGCGUGUACACAUCCUUACACCGACGGGUUGUGUUCGCUUCAAGUGGGACAUAAUGCAUGCCACGGAUAACGAGUUGAAGCAUAAGUAUAAGAAUCUCGUACAGAGCACCUUCUAUAGUGAUGGUGGGCAUUUUCCGGCUAUGGAAAAACCGCAAACCCUGUACGAGGAUCUGUUGGCGUUUGUGAAGAAAGCGGCAUUGUAACUUAUUUCUGAGUUCUCUUUCUCUUUCUCUCUCUCGCUCUCGGUCAUUCUUCGUGACAUUAAUAAAGCAGUUGGUAGUUUCUUCAGAAGGGUGUUUCUAAAAGAAUGCGUGGUUUUGAUAAAUACAUUUUGGGUUUGUAUUUUUUAAGGGGCAUAUUUUAAUAGUGGAAAAAAUGAUAAAUGCAGAUGCAUACGAGUACAUAUAUGUAUACAUAUUUGCAUAUAUAUAUAAAUAAUAACGAUAUG
Ceratitis capitata (Mediterranean fruit fly) is the source of this 1792-nucleotide messenger RNA. RefSeq names its product juvenile hormone epoxide hydrolase 1. NCBI's taxonomy places the organism in Eukaryota, Metazoa, Arthropoda, Insecta, Diptera, Tephritidae. The coding region runs from base 177 to 1547 and encodes 456 amino acids. The transcript is spliced from 4 exons. Gene Ontology annotation, biological process: epoxide metabolic process. The record is from RefSeq and is a predicted model, not a curated record. Gene Ontology annotation, molecular function: epoxide hydrolase activity.